Amphiprion ocellaris (clown anemonefish) is the source of this 4635-nucleotide messenger RNA. RefSeq names its product nuclear receptor subfamily 1, group H, member 3 (gene nr1h3). The record is from RefSeq and is a predicted model, not a curated record. Bases 428 to 1813 code for a protein of 461 amino acids. Gene Ontology annotation, molecular function: zinc ion binding; RNA polymerase II cis-regulatory region sequence-specific DNA binding; nuclear receptor activity. Lineage: Eukaryota; Metazoa; Chordata; Actinopteri; Pomacentridae. The transcript has 11 exons. Gene Ontology annotation, biological process: cell differentiation; positive regulation of transcription by RNA polymerase II; negative regulation of transcription by RNA polymerase II.
GAUGACACGAGGCGACACGCAAAACAGAAUUAUUCAUUUAGUGUGAAUAUUUCCUCUUAAACAGUUUACACAGCUUGUUCUAGCUGCUUCUUGUUGGCCAUAAAUCAGACUUAUUUAUGUUGGCGUGACGUUUGACGUAUUGUUUUGUGGUUUCUCAUUAGAUCCGCUUUGAAUCUCGGGCAUUGUAGGAAGGGACUCUUUCCUACUCACCCUCUUCAAGACACCGAGUCAUUAAACGUCUGCCCAAUAAGUCACGGGGGGUUCUGGCAUCCUCUGAGGCUCGUCGGGCCGGCUAGUCGUCCGUCAGCGCCGAAAUAUCGACAGACUGAGGUUGUGGACUCACAUGGGCAAGAUGGAUGGGCGAUAAAUAAGACGUCAGCUUCAGAGGUACACGUUGAUUUCGUAAUGACAAGCUGCUGUGCAGAAGAUGUCCACGCUGUCUGUGACUGAUAUCCCAGAUGUUGGUCAUGAUGAGAGUAAGGUGUUUGGAGGGGCCUCUGAGCUGCAGCUGGACUGCAUGGUUGAGGAGAGCGGUGGAAGCGCCGCAAUGAAGCACGACGGCCUGCUGUCCCUGACCGACCUCUCCCAGCCGGAUGACUUCCCCCACAACGGACCUCCGCUGCCCAACAUGAACAGCCCUCUGCCGGUGGAGCCCGGCGACAUCAAGCUGGAUCCAGCUGCAGGAGACACAUCUGGCAGCACAGACGGUCAGCCGGUGAAGAGGAAGAAAGGUCCGGCUCCUAAGAUGCUCGGCAACGAGGUGUGCAGCGUCUGCGGCGACAAGGCGUCGGGUUUCCACUACAACGUUCUGAGCUGCGAGGGCUGCAAGGGCUUCUUCCGGCGCAGCGUCAUCAAGAGCGCCCAGUACUCCUGCAAGAACAACGGCCGCUGCGAGAUGGACAUGUACAUGCGCCGCAAGUGCCAGCAGUGCCGCCUGCGCAAGUGUCGGGAGGCCGGCAUGCUGGAGCAGUGCGUCCUUUCUGAGGAGCAGAUCCGGCUGAAGAAGCUGAAGAAGCAGCAGGAGGAGGAAACGGCUCGAACGUCCGCCGUGAUGACGCCAACACCACCUCCAGAAAUGGCCACUCUGGAUCCGCAGCAGCAGGAGAUGAUCGAGAAGCUGGUGGCCAUGCAGAAGCAAUGCAACAAGAGGUCCUUCCUGGACCGACCCAAAGUCACGCCGUGGCCUCAGAGUCAGGACCUGCAGAACCGAGAAGUUCGCCAGCAGCGGUUCGCCCACUUCACCGAGCUGGCCAUCAUGUCGGUCCAGGAGAUCGUGGAUUUUGCGAAGCAGCUUCCGGGUUUCCUCGAACUCACCAGAGAAGAUCAGAUCGCUCUGCUGAAGACGUCCACUAUCGAGAUUAUGCUGCUGGAGACGUCUCGGAGAUACAACCCCACCAUCGACAGCAUCACAUUUCUGAAGGACUUCAGCUACAACAAGGAGGAUUUCGCCAAAGCAGGGCUCCAGUUUGAGUUCAUCAACCCCAUCUUUGAGUUUUCAAAAGGAAUGAACGACCUUCACCUGGACGAGGCCGAGUACGCCCUGCUCAUCGCCAUCAACAUCUUCUCUGCAGAUCGUCCGAAUGUGCAGGAUCACGAUCUGGUGGAGCGACUCCAACAGCCCUACGUUGACGCUCUGCGCUCCUACAUCAUGAUAAAGAGACCAAAUGACCACCUGAUGUUCCCUCGUAUGCUGAUGAAGCUGGUGAGCCUCCGUACACUAAGCAGCGUCCACUCGGAGCAGGUCUUCGCCCUCCGCCUGCAGGACAAGAAGCUUCCUCCGCUGCUGUCGGAGAUCUGGGACGUCAACGAGUGACUCCUGGAGACGGACUGGCUUCCUCUACAACAGACUUUAAACACACAGAGAGACGCUUCUUCUUCUUCUCUCAAUCUUUCUUCUUCUAGAUGCCGACCGAGCAUCCGGCCUCUCUCUCUGAUUUUUGUUGUUGAAUCUCGUUGGGUGGGAUCUGCUGCCGGCUCCCCUGACGUUAGUUUAAAGAAUCAGUGGCUAAAUGUUCCAGCAGGUCGGCGUAGUCGCUCAGGUAACGUAAUGUGAAGUGGGACCUCUGGGGAACCGGAGGUCGUCUCUCUUUAGGUCGCUUCAGUUCGCUUCCUCAACGGACCUCCUCCUGGUCGCUUCUAGACGCCCGUCGACUUUCCUUGUAAAUUGUGUAUUUAUUUUCACAAAUGUGUAGACGAGCAUCCAGCAGAUUGUACAAUCACACACUAACUAACGCACAAGAGGCCGACAUUCACACACCUGUCCAUCCGCUACCUUCAGCUACAUCCACAUGGAGUUAAACCUCAUCCUGACAAACGUAGAGGAAACUGACUCCACUAAUGGCUCAUCGUGAAGCGGUUCCUGUUCAUAAUGUUGAGUUUAUAAUAGCAUUUAAAUGUUUGAGAAAAACACAGUAGUUCAAAGCAGGUUCUAGAGAAUUUCCUUUUAUUUUUGAUAACACACAAAUAUCUAGUUAGGACUAAAGGUCUACUCUAAUCUCAAGCGUCUUCCUCUCACAGACGCUCAGCUUUAACAGCUUUAACUUGUCUGAUUUUGGCAGAAUAAAAACCAAAAUCGAUGCUAACGGGGAGCGGAGAACAACAGUGGAUCCAGAUGUUUGUAUUCUGGGUCCGAAACAUAAAAGACUCUCGACGUGAACUCGCAUCGUUUCUUCUCUGUCAGGCUGAAAACUGGACCGCAGCCAUUUCAAGGUGUCAUCAUUCCAGGAUUAAACUCACAAAACGCAUUUUUUUCAUCGGUUUCAUCAGUUUCAGCUUCUGGUUUCCGACACGAGGCACCGCUUUCACGGCUACGCUUCAUUUUUAAGGCUUUUUUUUUUUUUUUUUUUUUUAAGUGUUUUUCUGGGUUUUCACUAAUAAAAUCACAUCCAAAGGCGAAACAUGCUGCAGCUAAAAUGGGACAUCGAUUGUUCAGGAGCAAACUUCUCACUGAAAUCAAAAGAAUUUGGUCAAAAAUUUGAAAUUAUGGGGACAAGAUCCCAACCUGGUUUGUCUGUGUCUAAAAAUACUGGACAAGACAACGUAAAAAUGGUCAAAAAUAUAUAUAAAAAGCGUCCAAAACGACACAAAAUUUGUCCAAAAAGCUUCAAAAUUUGUUGAAAAUAACACAAAACUUGUCCAAAUGGACUCAUAUUGCCAUUUUGACAUCAAACUGGAUCCUUGUCUUGCCAGUCAUCAGAUUGUACUGAUGUUAGAACCUCAACACUUGGUGAAAUGUCUUUUCUAUUUUUUUUUCUUAAAUUUAUCAUCUAGUAUGGUCUUCACACAUUCUGAAAAAUAAUAAAACGAAAUAAAAAUAGCAAAUUUACAGGUUUAGAUCAACUAUUUACGCUUCAAACGUUAUUUUAAUGGGUUGUAUUAACAUAUUUUCAUUGCAUAAACUUAACGUUUUGUGUAAUUUGAACUUAAAUUUCAGCCUUAGUUGAUUUUAAAACUAAAUUUAAGUUGAUGUAACUCAUUUUUUCUCUAUCUUGACGUCAAAAUACCUUAAAUUGUUGACAAAAAGCUCAUUUCUCCAACACAAUAUUGUUUGUUCAUUGAAUUUAGUUUAGUUUAAAGUUGUUUUAACUCAAAAAAAAUCAGUUCAAGCAUUAUUAUUUAGAGUUCAGAUGGUCAAAUUAAGGUUUUACAAAGAAGAAAUGUCAUUAAAAUGUCCAAAAAAAACUUCAGUUCUCACUAAUAAAACUCCAAGAAAUGGUAAAAAUCACAACUUGGUGGAUUAAAUUCUCACUUGUAAAUGGACAUUCAGUUAAUUUAUGAUGAAUAAAAUAGAUUUUAGUCUUUUUUUAAUGCAAAUUAAAUGAUUGUAAAGAUCCAUCAGCAUGAGAUUCAUAUUAAAUCUGGAUGUUGUUCCUCCACAUUUUUCACUGAUUUAAUGAUUGUGCAGAAACGGUCGCUGUUUUUCUUCCUCAUCCUCUUCGUUUGCUUGGAAAAACAACCCGACAAAAGGCUGCAGUUGCAUCAUUUUUCCUGUGACUUGAAGAAAACUGCGUUUAAACAAUAAAAACACUCAGUCUUGUCCCAUUUUUAGCUGCUUUAUGUCGCGCCGCCGCUUGAAUCUCACCUGAAUAAACUGAACUUUGCUCCAGAAUGUAAAGUCGCUGCUUCUUCUGCCUUCCUGCUCACAAUUUUCGCUCUAAAAACACAUUUUUUGGAUUUUCUUACAUCCGCAUAACUCUUCGGUGAUGUAUUUAAAGAGUGUGAAACAAAAACCACUGAGUUUUUUUUUUUUGUUUGUUUUUUAUCAGUUUUUUCUUUCUCUGCAGUCUCUGAAAUGAAAAUGUGAGGUUUGUUUUAGGUUUUUUGGUUUGUUGCUAACCAGUAAAUUUAAAAGUAAACCCCGGAACCCCGGUUUGAAUCAUCUGACGGAGGGGAUUUCAGUGAAAUGUCGCUCCGGUGGUUCCUCUGUACGUGUUCUGUUGACGCUGUAGGUAUUAAUUGUACUGUAAAUACUGUUAAUUGUCAUCUCUGAUCUCAUUUAAUUCCCAUCUUCGGGCGGCGACACUGUAAACAUUAUUGAUAUAUAGAAAUGCAAACCUAUUUUAAUACUUGUAACUCUUGGAGAACCUUCUGUUUUGUAUGUACAGUAUAAAUUAAAGCUCUGCUGUAGUGCUGAAA